CUCCCUCUGAUGAUGUCGGGCAUGCGGGCAUCACGAGCUUCCCGUCAGCCGUGCGCGCUGCAGGCAGGCAAGCGCGGGAAUCACAGCUCCUCACGGCCCGUCAAAUCGGGACAUCUGGCCAUCACACCGCAAGCCCUCGAGGCGUGCGGCGGGCGGCGCCUGCGGCCUUGGUGCCGCACCAUCAUGGCUGGCGCCGACCCGCAGCAGCGCCUUCAGACGCUCGUCGCCCCGCGCCGCUCCUCUCUCCCCCACCACCACCUUCUCUGCGGUCGCUCUUCGCUGCAAGCACCCUCACUGCUACAGCAUCUCGCUCGCACCCUCGCGACUGCUGCUUCGCUGCUACGGCCCGCCGUUGCUGCACGCACAUCCUGGUCUUUCCUCUUUACUUCUGGUCGCGCAUCACGCUCGCACCGCAUCCCGACCUUUGCAGACGCACCUCAUCUCGACGCUUGCGUUCCCACGUCAGCGACCAUGCCUUCGUCGCCAUCCACGCCAGGCGACGCCGCCGCCACGUCCGACGCCCAGGCGCAGGUGCUGCAGCAGCAGGCGCAGGUGCUGCAGCAGCAGGCGCAGAUGCUGCAGCAGCAGGCGCAGGUGCUCACGCAGCUGUCGCAGCUGGUGCAACAGCUCUUGCAGAUGGUGCAACAGUCUGCGGAGACGACGCGCCCGCUACAAACGACCCAGCGCUGCACCUGCCGCUGCUGCUGCGCGCGCGCCUCACCGAGUCCUCAGCAAGAGGCGCUCCAGGUGGAGCCUGAGCACGCUGGCGCACCUGUGCGCUUGUUCUUUGACGGUGCUGAUAUACGCACCUCCGACUGCUUCUCGUCGGAUGACGCCGAGAUGCCGGCGCCUCCUUCACCCAGCGCCCCGGCAUCGGUGUCCGCAGCGCAGCGACGCAACGGCGCGCCGCACCUUCCCUCCGCACGCUCGUCCAAGCGUUCGUCCGCCGAUGCAGAGGCGCAGGCAGCAGAGGAGUAG
This is a messenger RNA of Tilletiopsis washingtonensis, 978 nucleotides long. RefSeq lists its product as hypothetical. The record is from RefSeq and is a predicted model, not a curated record. Bases 10 to 978 code for a protein of 322 amino acids. NCBI's taxonomy places the organism in Eukaryota, Fungi, Basidiomycota, Exobasidiomycetes, Entylomatales. The transcript has 4 exons.